Molecule: messenger RNA, 1700 nt
Organism: Phragmites australis (common reed)
Lineage: Eukaryota; Viridiplantae; Streptophyta; Magnoliopsida; Poales; Poaceae
Product: probable protein phosphatase 2C 37
Exons: 4
Coding region: 148-1344 (398 amino acids)
Biological process (GO): protein dephosphorylation
Cellular component (GO): nucleus; cytosol
Molecular function (GO): cation binding; protein serine/threonine phosphatase activity
Source: RefSeq, a predicted model, not a curated record
GCCGGCUCGCCCUCCUCGUCGAUCAUCUCCUCUCCUCGUCGAUCAUCCCAUUGGAUCCAAACUCCUCCCCUAUGCCCUAGCUAGCUCGUAUGGAUUCGUGCGCCUCUCCUCGUCCUUGAUCGCCGCCGGAGAGCGCAGGUGACGGUGAUGGCUACUAGUGCAGGCGUCAACAUGCCCGGCGGCCCAGGUGCGUCCUCCUCCACCCCGAAAUGCGGGGACAAGCGGAGCCGGCCGGCCUCCCCGUCUUCCUCGUCGUCGUCGGAUCAGGGCUUGCCGGACAAGGAGGGUGAAGAGGAACAAGUGGGACUGGGCCCGCUCGCGACGGCCGGGCUGGCACCGCCGGCUCUGCCGGCGGCGGCGCAGGUGUGGCCGGUGGCGUUCGGGUGGAUGGAUUUGCAGGGGCGACCGCGGGGCAUGGAGGACACUGUCUCGCUCCACCCGGGCUUCUGCGCCUGGGCCGACGGCUCGCCCAUGCACUUCUUCGCCGUCUUCGACGGCCACGGCGGCUCCAGUGUGUCCGUGCUGUGCCGGGAGCGGAUGCACGUGAUCCUGGCCGAGGAGCUCGCCGCCGGGGCGGCGGCCUACCUGCACUGGCGGGGCGAGCAGAUGAAUGGAGCUGGCGUCGUCGUCGGGGCGGAGCAGCAGGAGGAGCUUGCGUGGCGCGCGGCGCUGUCGCGCUGCUUCCGGCGCGUGGACGCGAUGGCGGCCCUGGCGUGCGCGUGCGGGCGCAUCUCGUUCCCGCGGUGCCGGUGCCCGCUGGCCCUCGACCCCCGCUGCGGCAUCGUGGGCUCCACCGCCGUUGUCGCGGUCCUCGUCCGCGACCGCCUCAUCGUCGCCAACUGCGGCGACUCCCGCGCGGUGCUCUGCCGCGGCCCCCCCGGCGCCCCGGCCGUCCCGCUCUCCUCCGACCACAAGCCUGAACGGCCGGACGAGAUGGCGCGGAUCCAGGCGGUGGGCGGCUGGGUGCUGUGCAACAACGGCCCGCGUGUUCGUGGGAUCCUCGCCAUGACGCGCGCACUAGGAGACUGGUUACUAAGGCCCGAAGUGAUCAGUGAGCCGGAGAUCACCAUAACCAGGAGGAGAGUGGAGGACGACUGCCUGAUCCUCGCCAGCGACGGGAUGUGGGACGUGGUAGAGAACGAGACCGCCUGCAACAUCGCUCGCCACUGCCUGGAUGACGUGAACCCGGCUCCCGUCGCCGGCGCGGGUGCGGCGGCAGCAGUUGGCCCGGAUCCAGACCCUCGCUGCAACAUCGCCGCAUGUCUCCUUGUCAGGCUCGCGAUGUGCAGGGGGAGCCAGGAUAACGUCAGCGUCGUCGUCGUCGACCUGAAGCCGAGGGGUUAGACCUCUGUUCGUUCUCAGUUCCGGCAACUCAUGAGGCGGUGUCAUUGCCGUCGUUCCUAGUUUAACUAGACUCUAUAACUAGCUCUGUUCAUCGUCGUCACCCAAAAAAAAAAAGAGCAGUAGUAGUGACUGAUGGUACUGCAAGGAGGUGGAGGUGGUCGUCUAAACUUGGGAUUUUCUUGGUUCUUUCGAUUCUAGAUUCUGGUUCUUUUUUCGGUUAACUAUAUUCGGCGGAUAAAGAAAAGUGGAUGGAAGAUUGCCAUCCAUAAAGAAAAAGAGGGCGAGAAAAGAAAGAAAGAAAGCGCAAUUGUACAAAGUAUUAUCCGAUAUUUAUGUACAUUAAUUAUUUAUUCUCA